This is a messenger RNA of Chanos chanos (milkfish), 1225 nucleotides long. RefSeq names its product CDC42 effector protein (Rho GTPase binding) 5 (gene cdc42ep5). The record is from RefSeq and is a predicted model, not a curated record. Gene Ontology annotation, molecular function: small GTPase binding. Gene Ontology annotation, biological process: positive regulation of pseudopodium assembly; Rho protein signal transduction; regulation of cell shape. Lineage: Eukaryota; Metazoa; Chordata; Actinopteri; Gonorynchiformes; Chanidae. The coding region runs from base 181 to 1119 and encodes 312 amino acids. The transcript is spliced from 2 exons. Gene Ontology annotation, cellular component: cytoskeleton; cytoplasm; plasma membrane.
UCAAACUACGAUAUGUACUUUCUGAUAUUGUUAAGACCUGGAUUACAAACUACUAUAAUGAAAUAACAUGACCGCGUUUCGAAAUCUACUUUUACAAUGACUCGGAAUCAAUGAGAACUGACGACAGACAUAGGGUUUAUUUUCUCCAGCUGUUCACUGGUGUCCAUUCGUCAUUCAGUCAUGCCUCUCCAUAAAUCUUCCCGAGCGUCCCGUCUGGACCCCACCAUGAUCUCUGCUCCGCUGGGCGACUUCCGCCACACCAUGCACAUCGGACGGGGCGGAGACGCUUUCGGGGACACCUCUUUCCUUUCCAAACACGGCCCCGCCUCCCCCGCGUCAGUCGACUCGAUCUCCGCGGCCCUGACGCCCACGGGGCAGGAGACGGCGCAGAACCACGGCUCGACAACGGACGUCGGCGGAAACUGCGUCGACAAAAACGACGCGACCCCCUCGAGCGAACUGCAGCACUCCGAGUCGGUCUCCUCGUUCGACCUGGACCUGGACCUGGGCCCGUCCAUACUGGGAGAUGUACUGGGAGUGAUGGACGGACUGGGACUGGACUCCAAGUGGAAGGACGGGGAGGAAGAUGUGUUUACUCUGAGCAGGAACGCGGAGGAUGAAGUGAAUGUGGCGAAAGAGUGGAAUGAGAGGAAGCCAGAGAGCGUGAGUAGAGCAGAGGAGGAGAAGCAGAGGGGAGCAACGGAGGAGCCGCCGCACGAUUCCAACGGCAGCGUGAAAUCCAAAGGCCUCCGCCCGAAAGUCCGCUUCAGCGAGAAACGGGACGAGAUCAUUGGGCGGCAAGACGAGGUCGUCGCGGAGGGGUCAGAGGUCGAGGGCGAAGAGGACGUGUGCGUAAGCCCGUGCACGGAGGGGCGGGAUCACAGCGAGGGGCCCCUGCAUGGCAAAACGCAGCAAGAGUCAGAACCAGCCAAUCACAGAGCAGAAUCGAGCCCAAGUCCCGCCUCCUCGCUAAGCUCAGAAUACGAGGGAGUGUCGCCGUUGGACAGGAGGAGAGCGGAGCAGCGUCUGUCAGAGACAGAUUCAGAGGAAGAGGAAGGUGUUGAAGGUCAGCGAGGUUACACGUUUGAGGAUGAAUUUGAUGAUGAGAUCGGCCUAUAGGGUGGCAGCAUUUGUGUCACGUGGACAAAUCAGAAGAGUCUGGUCUCUUUUUGGGGCAACCAAUCCGUGCACAGAGUACUUUUAAUCUUUUUUUUUUUAUAAAAUG